Messenger RNA from Sitodiplosis mosellana (orange wheat blossom midge), 7270 nucleotides. Its product is annotated as probable serine/threonine-protein kinase nek3. Lineage: Eukaryota; Metazoa; Arthropoda; Insecta; Diptera; Cecidomyiidae. Bases 2592 to 6155 code for a protein of 1187 amino acids. The record is from RefSeq and is a predicted model, not a curated record. The transcript is spliced from 6 exons. Gene Ontology annotation, molecular function: zinc ion binding; protein binding.
AGAGAACAAAAUAGAAUUCGAUUGCAGAGAAGAGAGAGAAAAAAAAACACAAAAUAAAUUUCCAAAUCAAAAGAGAAGACCAAAAGUCGACUGUGACUUUGUCAUUUUCGGUGGAGUGAAAAUAACGAAAACUGGAAAAAAUAUAAUACUCUAGAAAAUGUGGUGCAUUUUCUAAAAUUGUGUACAGUAUUGUGUGGACCGUCAAACUGCGACGAUAUAAAUAUCUAAUUCUCAUUCAACAUUUGUCGACGACUCAACAUCAAUAACAAAAAGAAAAUCGUACACAAAAAUCGUAUGAUUGCGUGAUUGGAAAUAUUGUGAUUCGUGUGUAAUUUGUUCAAUAUCGCACAAAACAAUAAUUAAAAGACGAAAAUAACCAACUGUUCCAAAUGGACAUAACAAAAUAUACGAUACGCAAAGUAGUACAUUGUCUAAUGUCCAAUUAUAUGUGAUUUAUUUUCUUUUCUGCAUCACAAUUAGUGCAAUAAAGACAAGCUUCGAUUAUCUAAGAGGAUAAAAGCAGAGACUUGUAAUCAAGAAAAAGAAUUCCAGAUUUCAAUUGGGGGAAAACAGUGAGCAAAAAUAAAACGGCGCAAAAAAUCCGGAAUAUCUGCUGGAAACGAAAAUAGACGGAAUUUUCAUUUUCUUUUUUCGGUAUUAGCCAGCACGAUAUAUACAGUUGCCAGACCUUGCUGCAUGUGCAUGGCAGUCGCAGUCAUUUUUCUCUCCCUUCGCACACAUAUCCAUCAUCAAUAAUAUCGUCGCGUUCAACAGCAGCAGUAACAACAACACUAGUAGUAGUAGCGGUUCAGUGUAUUGGUGUGCGAGCGUGUCGCGCAACGACGACGACCGUAUGCGAUAUAUUAGUAAAGUGAUCAGUAUAUGAUGUGGGUUGGCACAUCUAAUAUGAUUCAUGUGUUAAUUUAGUGGCCAACAAUUGCAUUUCGAUAUCAAUAUUUCGUUUCGAAACGGAGAGCAAGAAGGAACCAGCCAUAAAUAUACUGUAGAUACACAUCCAGCCAGUCAAACCUGUUGGACUGAAACAAAAGAAUCUGUCAACUUUGACUGCCAAAUAGUGUACGUUUGCGAUUCAUUGCUUUGAUUCGAUUCGUUUCAUUUCGUAUCGUAUCGUUUCGAUUUCGUUCUAAUUUUAUCGAAACAAAAACUGAUUGAAUUUCAAGUGAAAUCAAAUUAAAAUUCCAUUAAUUGUUUGACGGUCACAUCGGAGAGACACGGAGUGAAAAACAGAGAGAAAGAGAGACAGAUAGAGCGAACAGUUCAAACACCAAUCGGUUUGAUUAAGCGCAACGCGUUCUAAUUUUGUUUUCCAUUGCGAAUUAACGGCAAUAGCAUCAACAGAAGCAGCACACCACAGCCCAGCGCAUAAUAAAUUAUUCAGAACGAGAUUUUGGUAUUUGUAUCACAACCGCGCGCGUAUGUUAUAUACACCACAUAGAAAAGAAAAAUAGAAAAAAAAAAAUUAUAAAAGACUAGAAUCGCGUUAUCGUUGACAAUAUUUAUCUCGCUCAUUCUCUUUCUCUCGCUCUCAAGGCGUUUUGCAGAGUAACAAAUAUCGAACGGAAGACAAUAAUUCACAUAUAUGUAUAUAGAGAGAGAGUGACAGAGAUUGUGUGCACUUUUGCUUCAAACUCUCUUGUUUGUUAUUUCAUCGUUCACUGUACUCAACAGUCACAUAUUGUGUCAACGGUGCUUCGGCUAAUGGUGUUAUUAGACCAAUUUGUAUUUACCCCAAAAAUUCUUGCGUAAUUUCUCGGAAAAGAUCAAAAAGAGACAGUGCAAGAGAGAGAUAGAAAUAAAGUCGUGCACAAAAUACAACCAUAAAACAAAGGCGUUCCGACGAUAGCGACACAGGAAAAGAGCAAAGGAGAGAAGAAGAAGAAGAAGAAAAGAAAAUAAACAAACAAAUAAACAAACAGAGAGGAUCAUUUUUAUUGUCACAUCGCAAAAAGUGAAAUCAUUCCGCGGAAUUUGAACACAAUCGUCGAAAAAUCGAGAGCGAGAACGAUUUUGAGAGCAGCAGCGGCGACAGCGGCCGUCAAGAUUCUUCAUUGCCAUAUGACACGCGUGUGAUUGAAAACGUUCGUCGUCGUCGUCGUCAUCGUCAUCGUCAGAUUCGUGUCAAAUCAGCAGCAACACCACCAGCAGCAAAGUAAAUAAAAGUCAACUUAAAUUCAGAGUUCCAUUAGUGCCGACGAAACGGAAUGUUGCUCAAUGAUAAAAAUAGUGAAGUUAAAAACUGAACAAAAGUGACAUUCAUUCGUGUAGAUAAAUGCGAAUAUCAAAUCAAUAAAUUGUUCUAUGCUGUGCGUGAGAUAAACGGAAUUCGGGAACAAGGGACAUUCGUAAAACGUACCUCACGAGACGCGCGCGCGCGCGUAUUUAUGUUGUCUCUUGUCACGUCGUGUUGUGUGUGAGAACAGUGAACAAAAUAAAAGAAAAACAAAAACGAAAAUAAAUACAAAAAAAAACGGUAUGUGUGUUGCAAUUUGCAAUAUUACAUAUUCGUUAAACUAAUUGGGUGGCAAGGCGAAUUGACUUUGUUGAAAACACAUAGAAAAACACUGAAAAAGAUGUGGAUCGACAGUGUGAUUGAGUACGAUAUCAUCGUUGAGACGUUAACUGGCGCAGAAAUUGAAGUCACUGUUACCGAUGACGACACCAUUGGAUACAUCAAAACUCACAUACAAAAAUACGAAGGCAUUCCGAUUCGACAACAGCAUUUAAUCUACAAUCAACAUGAGUUGAGUGAUGCAACUGAAGUGAAAGAUGUGCCAUUGUCGCAUGGUUCGCGCUUGAAAUUGGUGCUCGGCUUUAAAAGCGGUCCUGUCUCGGCACAACGGCGCCUUGUCACAUGCAAAAUGCCCGAUCUUGACACAUGGUUCGAUCUAAAUUCAGCUAGACAAGAUCAAUUCACAAUAUCGUCACCGGGCGUGAAAUUACUCGUUUACAAAGACUGCAAAAAGAAUGUACAUCGUGUGAAAUUGCGAACGGAUCGUAAAAAUUUGAGUAACAAUACAAAUAACAAUAAUAAUACGAAUACAGAGAAUGCACUCGAUUUGUCGGUCGAUGUGGACGAUCAAUUUCUCAAGGACAAUCUCAAUACGAUGGAGAAAAUGCAUCAGUUGCGAACACAGUUGGAAUUGAAAAAACGUGAUAAAGGUUCUAAGCUUUUUAAUAAAACGAGCACAAAAUCGGUGGCUGGCGAUGAUAUCGAUGCCAAAAAUCUAUUUGCAACGAAUCCAAUUCAUUUCAAAUUUAAAGACGAGAAUCCAAUUAGCAACGAAGAUGUUGGCGAUGUUGGUGCAAUAGCAAUAACAACAUCCGGAUCAGCAUGCAAAUUGGAUGCAAGCACAUCGAAAACACCACGAAAAUAUAGCCGACGAAUUUAUUUACCCCCAUUGAAAGGGUUCAUCGAAAAUGCAACGAGUUUGAAGAAAAAUAGUCGAACCGAUACCGAUAGCCUUGCACUGACUGAUAGUAAUGUUUUAAGUAGUAAGCAUCAAGCACAAAUCCCAAAUACCCUUAUCAAUAAAUCAAAUCCGAACGAAACGAUCCCGUCGUCAUUGUCAUCGUCGUCGGCUUCGAUACGAUCGGACGAUUCGAUUUGGCCAGCCAAAGUGAUAAAUGAAACACCCAAAUCGAAGCGAAAACUCACCAAAUCGAAUUGGAUUCAAAAUCUCAUCGAAAUCAUGAAAACGUCCAAAGUGCCACUGUCGCCUGGCGAACUCAUCGAAAUCAAAGAAUCAUUUGAAAGUAUCAGGGAAUCGAUGGGCAAAGACAGACCCAAUUCACCAUCAACUGAUAAAAUGACCGCCGAUAAGCAGUCACCAUUCGAAACGAUGCUGUCGAAUUUCAACAAAGCAACAACAAUCACCUCGGAAUCCUAUCGAUCGAAAAUUCGCGACAACAUUCGACGAAAUCGAUCAUUCAAAGCGGUUGGAAGCAAUGAUUUAAUUAUUGAAGAGAAUCGGCGUUCAAAAUACUCUCUAAAUCCCGUGAGCAAAUCAAAAAGUGGGCAUCAUUUCAAUGCAAACCGAUCGAUCGAUGAUCUGCCUGAAAGGGAGUCCGUUUCAAACCGUUCGGGUUCAAUGUCAUCGCUUCGAUCAUGCGGCAGCAAUAGCGGAGCAUCACCAAUGAUAGAUUUAAAAUACCCCGUCGAAUCGGAUAAUAAUCAUAGACUGUACUCAAGGAGAAUGAACGCCAACGGUCCAAAGUUCACGAGUAAUGGUUUCGAGAAUAAAUUAUACUUUGAAAAACAAAACGGUCAUCUGCAUCAACCUGGGCCAAGCCGAUGUGAGGAAAGAAAGUCAUUCUCGAAUGAAUUCCACAAAUUCAAAUCGAAUCCGAAUUCAACGGCCUUUGGCCCGUCAACCGCCAAAGCGAUUGCCGAUAGCAGCUCAUUCCGAGUCUACAAAAUGGCAGCUGAUGCCAAAAAUUACGAGCUUCCAAAGUUGUUAAUACGUGAAGGAUCACCAAUUGAAUCAUUCCAUUCAUCCGAUACUCAGCUGGAAACGCUGGCGCUUCGCUGCGAUUCACCGAAAAGUGUGAUUGCCACCGGCCCGGAUAACUGCACCAGUGCAGCGUCAACGGAUUCGGUGCAAUUGAAUACGGUUUUAACGGCAACAGCCGAUAUUAUGGAACCAAGUGCAUUGGAUGAGUCGGCCGAACUGAAUACUCUGUUAUAUGACCAUAGCAACGGUUUAGAAAUGAGUUUUCAUGAUACGGCCACUGAUCCAGUGGAUGGAACGUCUCUAGUGAGCAACAGCAGUAGUAACAAUGGGAGCUGUGAGCUGUUGCACAAUUCAAAGUCAUCGAUUGGUCAAGCCAAUGAAUUUCGUACGAUGUUUGGCAGUAGCCCGUUACUGAAUUAUAAUCCAGUGGCGAACAACUCACGUUGUCUCAAUAAUAUCCCGUUGAAAUAUCGUCGCGGUUAUAGCAAUUUGAACGAUGCAUGUCUGUCGAGCAGUACGUCAAAUAUCAAAGACAUUUUGCGUACAAAUCGAUGCACGAAAGAGAGUCUACGUACGACAGCUAAAUCGACGACGAGCACGAAUAAUAUUGGAACAUCGAGUGGAAAUAGCAUAAGUCAGGAGAUAUUUUCAUUUUUACAGAAUCAAAAUAAUGCUCCAGCUGAUUAUGUACGCAGUUACGAGAAUUUGGAUCGUACGAAAAUAAUUCGCAUGAAAAAUGACAGCAAACGAAUAAUGGGCAAUACGAAUUAUGGUUAUGCUGAAAGUGAAUCGGUGCCAACUACGAGCUACUCAAAUCGAAGUCAAAUCAGCAGCUCAAGCAGCAAUAACUCACAAGAUUGGCGCUACGGCAAAUCAUUUGAUGAUGAAAUGAAGGAAGAGGACGAUUCGACUGACUAUAGCUACUCAAAUUUGGCCUAUGAUAAUGCCGAUAUGAGUGGACCGCCAACAUUCUGGAAUACAAGCCAAGAGCAAAAGUAUCAAUCGGACGAUAGUCUAUUUAAUAUUAAUUUCGAUGCAACCGACGAUGAGGUGUUCCAAAUUGAUUCACUCAACUUGCUAGGUGUGACCGAUUCUCCGCAAUCCGAACAAAGUUUCUUUGAAGAUGAGGCGGCCACCAACACCACAAAUCCGACUGAAUUGAACAGUGGUCAAUCGAAGAGCAAACCAAUCGAAAAGAAAGAAAAUUCAUUAGACUACGGUCUACUAGCUCCUGAAAUUCCCAAUUUGAUGAGCUUAAGCGAUGGCAAUCUCCUGAAGCUUGAUCGAAAUCAAUUGCAAUGCAAUACAAAUACAAUCAGAGCACAACCGAAAAAUAAACCACUCGAACUGAGUCAGUCGCGAAAUGUUAAAAUUGAACCGGUUGGUGAUCAACGCGAGAAACUGGCGAUGAACAAAGCAAUAAUCAACCGAAAGCCAACUAUUCUGGCUAGUGCUGCGGCAAUUGAACCGGUCAAAUCACCAUCUGCAAAUCCACGUUGUGCUGAGUGCAAGAAAAAAUUGGGCAUCAUCAUGGUAAUGAAAUGCCAUUGUGAGAAAAUAUUUUGCGCCAAACAUCGCUAUGCCGAAGCUCACAAUUGUUCGUACGAUUUCAAAAAAGAAGGACAAAAAUCGAUAGCCAAAGAAAAUCCACUCGUUGUGGCCAGCAAAGUGACAAAAAUUUAAAACUCACUCACAGACAAACACACACUUUCUUAGGGUGUUACAAUUUUAGAACUGAACGAGAACUAGUCGUGAGGUUGGACACGUGAUGAUAUGCUUUUGCGGAGAAGCAACAAUACAGAGUUGAAGCCACACACAGCGAGAGAGAGAGAGAGAGAGAGAGAGAGAGAGAGAGAGAGAGAGAGAGCGAGAGCAACGUCAUGCGAAAUUGCUCCAGAAUACCAACACAUAAAUUAUUAUAACGAAUGUGUUUUCUUUUUAAUUUAAAUUUGAAGAAAAAAAUGGAUCAAUUUAACAAUUAACAUAUUUAGACUAAUUUGUUUUCCAAAACAACUAAAUAAUUUAUGUAUUUUUUUGUGAAAUAAAAAAAAUAUAUUCAUGUUAUCUUAUCAAAUGUGAAAAUCGAUGGGCGCGCACGAAAUUCACGCUUGCACUCCACGCCCGCGUUGACUUAAAAAAGAUUGCAGAAAUUAUCCUCUAGCACGUGAGCUCUGGGACGAGCAUACUCCGAAACGUGAUGAUGUGAUGCGUGCGUGGCCCAUCAUUUUGGUGCUUUCACAAUUCGGUUGUAAACUCAAAUAAGUAAAAACAGAAGAAAAAAAUUAUUAAAUACUUUGUAGCAUAGGUUAUAUAACUAAGCUUUGGUGAUUAUAUUCUUUGAAUAUUUGAAAAGUUUCAACUUCAAAAUGUCGAAUGAUAAUUUUGCGACCGAGAGAAAGGGGGCCGAUGGCCAUCAGCUAAUAAUAUCUAACACUUGAUAUUGAAUUUCAUUCUAAUUUAACUAGAAAAAAAAAUUAUGAAAAUGAUUUAACACACGCGCGUAAAAAACUUAUGAUUAUUAUCAUAGAUUGGGAUUUUUUUCGGUUUUCCAUGCAAUUGCAUAAUUUAUACAACAAAAAAUUGGCAAAUUUAAAACAUGAAAAAACAGUCUGUAAUAUUUAUGGAAAAACAAAUCACAUUUAACAAAAUUGUUUAGCUUAAUGCAAGUGACAUUUUUGCAGGAAAAAAAAAGUUUUUAUACAGUAUUUACUAAAUUGAGAAAUGAAAUUAUAUAAGUGAAACAUAAUUAUGCUGCUGGAUCACGAAAUAAAAAUGAUUACACUGAAUAAUCUGAAAAA